Molecule: messenger RNA, 2517 nt
Organism: Bufo gargarizans (Asiatic toad)
Lineage: Eukaryota; Metazoa; Chordata; Amphibia; Anura; Bufonidae
Gene: TPH2
Product: tryptophan hydroxylase 2
Exons: 12
Coding region: 1-1458 (485 amino acids)
Biological process (GO): serotonin biosynthetic process; aromatic amino acid metabolic process
Cellular component (GO): neuron projection
Molecular function (GO): iron ion binding; tryptophan 5-monooxygenase activity
Source: RefSeq, a predicted model, not a curated record
AUGCAACCUGCAAUGAUGAUGUUCUCCUCCAAAUAUUGGGCUAGGAGGGGAAUGUCCCUGGAUUCUGCUAUGACCCCUGGAGGUGUGUUCAUACCUAGCAACAACACAGGAACAAGUGAAACCAAAGAGGCUAACAAAUGUAGCAAAUCCGAGCCAGCUGCUGAAAUAGAAAAAACAGCAGUUGUCCUCACUUUGAAAAAUGAAGUUGGAGGUUUAUUACAAACUUUGAAAGUCUUCAAGGAAAAAUAUGUGAGCAUUAUUCACAUAGAAUCCAGAAAGCCCAAAAAUGGGAGCUCCGAGGCAGAGAUUUAUGCAGAAUUUGAAUGCACUAAGAAAAAAGCCCAAGAACUAAUUCAUCUGAUAAAGCUUCAGCCAAAUGUCAUCUCCUUGAAUCCUGCAGAAAGAAAAUGGCGGGAAGAUGAAGAACUUGAUGGAGUCCCCUGGUUUCCGAGAAAGAUCUCAGAGCUUGAUAAAUGUUCCCACAGAGUUCUCAUGUAUGGUUCUGAAUUGGAUGCUGACCACCCUGGAUUUAAGGACAAUGUAUAUCGCCAAAGAAGGAAGUACUUUGUGGACGUGGCCAUGAGCUAUAAAUAUGGACAACCAAUUCCAAGGGUGGAGUAUACAGCAGAAGAAAUAAAGACGUGGGGCACAGUGUUCAAAGAACUUAGAAAGCUCUACCCAACUCAUGCCUGCAGAGAAUACUUGAAGAACUUGCCUUUGUUAACAAAAUACUGUGGCUACAGAGAGGAUAACGUGCCGCAGCUUGAGGAUGUUGCAGUGUUUUUGAACGAAAGAUCUGGAUUCACAGUGCGACCUGUGGCUGGAUAUCUCUCCCCGAGAGACUUCUUAGCUGGGCUAGCCUAUAGAGUGUUUCACUGCACCCAGUACGUCAGGCAUGGAUCCGAUCCGCUCUAUACACCUGAGCCGGAUACCUGUCAUGAGCUGCUUGGUCAUGUUCCAUUACUUGCGGAUCCAAAAUUUGCUCAGUUUUCCCAAGAAAUUGGUCUUGCCUCACUAGGAGCAUCUGAUGAAGAUGUCCAAAAACUAGCAACUUGCUACUUUUUCACUAUUGAAUUUGGUCUGUGCAAGCAAGAUGGACAGCUACGAGCAUAUGGCGCAGGACUCUUAUCUUCUAUUGGAGAAUUGAAGCAUGCCUUGUCUGACAAAGCCAUUGUGAAAACGUUUGAUCCGAAAACAACGUGCUUGCAAGAAUGUAUUAUCACCACCUUUCAGGAUUUGUACUUUGUGUCAGAAAGCUUUGAAGAAGCAAAGGAAAAGAUGAGAGAAUUUGCAAAGUCAAUCAACCGUCCUUUCUCAGUGCACUUCAAUCCUUACACCCAGAGUAUUGAAAUCCUUAAGGACACCCGCAGCAUUGAAAAUGUAGUGCAAGACUUGAGGAGCGACCUGAACACUGUCUGUGAUGCUUUAGCAAAAAUGAACAAAUAUUUGGGGAUAUAGAGCAAAUCUGAUAUUCUGUGGACUGAUAAAGGCGUCCAGGCAUUUUCAGCUUCACUACCUGGACAUAAUCUCUAUAGUAAUCAAUUCUCUCUUAUUUCUCCUUUGUAAUAUAUGAUUUUUUUAAUUCAUGUAAAGUACUCAAGUCAUAGCACACUUAUACCCAAAACCUAUGUAGGAUUCACGUCAAACUUACAAGAUCUAGACAGCUGGAAUCUGGGCUGCUGUAGACUGAUGGAGGUGGAAUGAGUCCGUGAUUUAGCUGACAUAGUGCUGGUCUUUAUGGAGGUGAGAAAGUAGUCACCACUGAAUUAUAUCUUUAAAGGGGUUGGCCACUAUAUAAGUACUUUACACAACAUUGUUGUAGGCAAGGUAAAAAUGAGUUUCCAAAUAUACUUUAUUUAAAAAAUCUGCUAAUCUUUUUAUAGUAAGCCACGCCUCUUGAGCCCCGCUCUGCCGUGCAGCCAGUUCGUCCAUGCCUUUAUUGUAACUGCACAUGCGCUGCUCUCCUAAUCUGCCUAAGAGCAGCGCAUGCCCAGUCUGCCCCUGCCACUUGUGUGCUCCCUGUUCCAUCUCUGACAGGAAUCCGCUGUUUGUUAUGUCAGUGCAAACAGCUUAUUCCUCUCAAGAGUUCGGAGCUGGGAGUCUAGUAAGAGCAUAUCUAAUGUCCUGUCUACAAUGAGGGUGGUCCCCGGCAGAUCGCUGUAAUUGGCUAGUCUGUACAGACUAGUCAAUCACAGGCCGUGACUGUGGGGAUCAGAACCUUCUAAAAUGUGUGUAUAUAUAAUAUCUCCCCCUGUGGGAUCCAGCCCCCAUUGUGCCCCCAAAUUUCUUCUUAUAGCUUAUAUAAUUUUUUUUAAAUUGUAAAAGUAGGGAAAAUAAGAAAAGUAGACAUAUUAGGUAUCGACUGGCUCUAUAAAAAACUCACAUAAUCUAACCCCUCUGAUGAACACCGGCAAUAAUAAAAAAAAAAAGCCAAUUUUUUUGUCACCUUACAUAACUUAAAGUGUAACGCCAAGUGAUAAAAAAGUCGUAUGGCCCCCAAAAUCAUACCAAUCUAAC